AUGGUCGUCUACUCCUUCUACAUCUUUGACCGGCACACCGAGUGCAUCUACGCCAAGUCAUGGCUCCCCCCGCCGCAACCCGCCCGCCCGACCUCCGCCUCGUCCGCGUCCGCCGCCGCCGCCGCCUCCGCCUCAACAGCAGCAGCAGCGCCGACGCAGCAGCCGUCAGCCGUCUCGGCGUCCUCGGACGACGCCAAGCUCGUCUUCGGCACCGUCUUCUCCCUGCGCAAUAUGGUGCGCAAGCUCGGCGGCGACGACGACGCCUUCAUCAGCUACCGCACGGGGCAGUACAAGCUGCACUUUUACGAGACGCCCGCCAACCUGCGCUUCGUGCUGCUCACCGACACGGGCAGCGCGAGCAUGCGCAACGUGCUGCAUCAGAUUUACAUUAACCUCUGGGUCGAAUACGUUGUCAAGAACCCGCUCGCGCCGGUAGAGCACAAGGGUGGCGCCGGCGUCAAGAACGAGCUGUUCGAGCUGGGCGUGGACCAAUUCAUCCGAGGGCUGAUGUGA
Messenger RNA from Purpureocillium lilacinum, 513 nucleotides. Its product is annotated as TRAPP subunit bet5. Lineage: Eukaryota; Fungi; Ascomycota; Sordariomycetes; Hypocreales; Ophiocordycipitaceae. The record is from RefSeq and is a predicted model, not a curated record. Gene Ontology annotation, cellular component: TRAPP complex. Gene Ontology annotation, biological process: endoplasmic reticulum to Golgi vesicle-mediated transport.